AUGAAAACCAGUCGCAAUGAUAUAGAUGUCUCGAUCCCCAGCCCUUACACAGGCGUCGGCCCAGUAAUUCCCGCAGGUACAGACGUCAUUUUUCCGGACAAGCAACCGCGUAGCAAUGCCGCAACAGCUGCUUCAGCCGCAGGUGUACGCGCCCUGAGCGCGCAGGCAAUCGCCUUCUAUUUCCGUGCGCCAGUGAAAGCCUUUUUCAGGACACGCGUUGACUACCUAGCAUAUGCGAGGUCUGUGCAUCAAACCCAUAUCGAGCUUCUCAAACAAGCCGCAGUCAACGAUAAGACAUCCUCCCGCAUGAGCUUGGCACUGCGGCAGACGUGGCUAUGGAUGCGCAGUACUACUCCGGGAGUGCUCACUAGUGCUGUCAAAGCCCAUGGCUGGGGCGUUAUACCACAGCAAGUCCUUCCGCCUCUCAUCGCCAACGUAAGCGUGGGUGCCGUACUCUACACCAGCUACCUGCAAAUACUCGGGCUUCUGCACGAGGAAAGCGGUAGGGCAAGCAAGCGAGUGUAUCCGCCGCCCGAUCCGAAGCACACCUUCGCCGCCGGGUUUCUGGCCGGAAGCCUUCAAAGCGUUGUGGCUGCACCGCUCGACGCCAUCCAGGCCAGAUUUGACCAUCGGGAGAUUCUCCCUGCCGAUGGCACGGGGCGGCCUAGGAGCAUGUGGGGUUUCAGUGCCGAGAAGCUGAGGGAGAUUGGGGUCCGAGGAAUCUUCGCGGGCUGGGGCUUGAGUUUCCUGAAAGACAGCUUCGGGAAUGCCAUCUUCUUCAGUACUUUUGAAUAUCUGAAAGCACAGGGCUACUACCGAUUCGUGUCGUGGUACUAUGGCGGACUGAGCGAGGACACGGUCGAUCUACUUGCUUUCAAGCGGUCUUCCCCGAGUGACAAGCGAGCGACAACGAACACAGCUGCAGGCACCCAUGGCAGUGAAGCGCCCAAGGUCAUCCGGCCGCACUAUGCUAUCGAACCAGCCUUCCUUCUUCUUGGUGGCGUUGGCGCUUCCUUCGCGCAACAGGUCGUCUUACACCCUCUUACCCAUGUACAACUCAAGCACUGGGACCACCUCGAAGACCUCGACGAGAAAGCGGCUCGCCUCAAGGCCUCAGCCGCCGCGAAUGCGGAUAAGCCACGCCGCAGGUGGAGGAUGCUGCGGGCUUAUUACCGUGCGUACCAAGAGACAUGGGCUCACUGCGCUGCGGAGGCCAGGGCAGAGGGACUGGGGGUGACGCGCCUGCUCUACCGGGGCUUCUGGUGGAACACCAUCCGUCAAGUUCCUAGCACAAGCGCUGGCCUGAUCAUAUUCGAGCUCGUACGACGCAAGUAUGGAUUAGGGAGCGAAGAAGUCAGGAUUAACAGGGAUGGCUAUGAUAUCCUCCUCAAAUAG
Molecule: messenger RNA, 1395 nt
Organism: Truncatella angustata
Lineage: Eukaryota; Fungi; Ascomycota; Sordariomycetes; Amphisphaeriales; Sporocadaceae
Product: mitochondrial carrier domain-containing protein
Exons: 1
Coding region: 1-1395 (464 amino acids)
Biological process (GO): mitochondrial L-ornithine transmembrane transport
Molecular function (GO): L-ornithine transmembrane transporter activity
Source: RefSeq, a predicted model, not a curated record